Messenger RNA from Numida meleagris (helmeted guineafowl), 5302 nucleotides. It is a transcript of the gene RAB32, whose product is annotated as RAB32, member RAS oncogene family. Gene Ontology annotation, biological process: endosome to lysosome transport; phagosome-lysosome fusion. Gene Ontology annotation, cellular component: lysosome; late endosome; Golgi apparatus. The transcript has 3 exons. Gene Ontology annotation, molecular function: GTP binding; GTPase activity. Bases 153 to 809 code for a protein of 218 amino acids. NCBI's taxonomy places the organism in Eukaryota, Metazoa, Chordata, Aves, Galliformes, Numididae. The record is from RefSeq and is a predicted model, not a curated record.
CUGUGGUCAGGUGGCUGUGGGGUUCCCUCUUUUUUUCUUCCCCCGCCCGGUGAGGGCCGGCUCUGCGGUAGCGUUGGUGGAGGCGAAUUCCCGGCUGGGAAAGUUUGCGUCGGAGCGCCGCAGCCCCGGCAGAGCGGCCGGGCCGUGCAGGCAUGGCCGGCGGGGAAGGGCCGGUGUCCGGCGUGGCGGAGGGCCGGGAGCACCUCUUCAAGGUGCUGGUGAUCGGGGAGCUGGGUGUGGGCAAGACCAGCAUUAUCAAGCGCUACGUGCACCAGCUCUUCUCCCAGCACUACCGGGCCACCAUCGGGGUGGAUUUUGCUCUCAAAGUCAUCAACUGGGACAGCAAGACCCUGGUGCGGCUGCAGCUAUGGGACAUCGCAGGCCAGGAGCGUUUUGGAAAUAUGACAAGAGUAUACUACAAAGAAGCAGUUGGUGCUUUUGUGGUCUUUGAUGUCACAAGAGGCUCCACUUUUGAGGCUGUUUCAAAAUGGAAGCAUGAUUUGGACAGUAAAGUACUUCUUCCCAAUGGCAGCCCCAUCCCUGCUGUUCUUCUUGCAAACAAGUGUGACCAGAAGAAAGACAGCAGCCAGAAUCUCUCUCAAAUGGACCAGUUCUGCAGAGAAGGUGGCUUUAUUGGAUGGUUUGAAACAUCUGCCAAGGACAACAUCAACAUAGAUGAAGCUGCUCGAUUCUUGGUGGAAAACAUCCUUGCCAACUAUAAAACCUUUCCUAAUGAAGAGAAUGAUGUGGGGAAACCAAAACUGGACCUAGACCCAUUGAAAGCAGAGAGUAAAUCACAGUGCUGCUAAUGCUACCACUGUUUGACAAAUGCGAUGGAAUGAGCAGCAAGACUGUUCCUUAAAUCAAACUGCUGCUAUGGUGCUGCCUUGUGACAAUCCAUAUGGGGUGUCUGGUAUUAUCUGAACAGGUGAUUCUUGCGGGUGUUUACAUACUCAGUUUCAUGCUAAACAGGAGUAUCUUGAGUUCUCACUCCUCUUGCCUGAGUGGCUGCAUCUAAGUCUGAUUAGUUGCUUACUUGAGAACAUAAGGUAGUGUUUACACUCCUAAAAAGGAACAAAGACAACGCUGUCUACUUCGCAUUCUAGGAUAUAUGCUACAUUCCAAGUAGGACUCACUCAUGGCUUUAGCUGAACAGACACUUGCACCUCUACUGAAUAUUUUUCUUUUGUCACAAAUAAUGUCCUACUUUAGCCUGACUUCUCACCUAUACACUUGUUCCUAUCUGUCUCCACUAUGAGGUUCUGUCUCCUUGCUAGCUAUCUUGGAUCAAGACAUUCAGGAAAUCUUGAAGGGGCCAAUAUCAUCACUGGUGUGUCCACCAGGACCAAGUGGAGUAGGCUGCUUUCACCACUGUGUAAGAACAAGAUAGGUGAAGGUAAAUGAUUGUAUUUAAUGGGAAAGACAAUGUUAUAUGCAUAUUUAACAUCUUCAGCUAUUUAAAGAUAUUACUUUCAGCUAAUACUUUACCUGGGGAACACAUUAAUGAAUACAGUUGCGUUUCUGUCAUGCUUAUAGUAAUUUUACCCAUAUCACACCUAGAAAUAAACGUCCAGAAAUCUUUUCAUGCACUAACACCAAAAAAAUUAGCAAGAGUAGGUAAAAUAAGUGUCUUGUUGUCCUGUGACAAUGAACUUUUUUUACCUUCUGCCUGGAGAUGGCUCUAAAUACUUUGAGGAAGCCUUGAAACAAAUAAUUCAGCUGGUUCUUUGUAGCUUGUCAAAAAGAAAACCCACGCCUCCUUUUUUAAUUUUAGAACAGUGCUGCACUCUUCUGACUACUCAGAGUUGGUGAUCUGGAUUAUUACCAGUUUGUAGCACUGUAUACUAGAUGCUUGCUUCUUUGUUAUAAUCCAUGUAUUUCUGGCAGCAAAAGAAGAUUAAAAGGAGUAGAAAACUUCAGUUCUUGGUUACAUUCUUGGAGUUCUGGCUCUGCUAGGCUGAAAAGCUCUAAAGGAGCUCCUCUUAAUUUUAAAGGGUUUCUUCUGUCUUGGUACCUCACUGCUUCUGGCUUCAGAAUUCUUAACUUGCUUGGUCUGAUGGUACUGAUGUUUAAGUAAACAGCAGCAUGAAGUAUGUGCCAGAUUGGAUAUACAUUAAUCUGUACUGAAAUUGUCUAGGCUGUUGUCUUUUCUAAAGAGUAACAUAUUUCUGAGAGACAAAUAAAUACAUUUGGGCAUCUUAUCUUGUUGGUGUAUACUUUUGAGUGAAUUUUCACAUCAUUUGUGCCACCCUAUAUAAAAUUUUCAAGUAUCAAUGAAAAUAUUUAUUUCAAGAGUUGUUACGUUAAAAGCUUCUUUAAGCUUACCGUAGUUUAUGCCAUUUUGUUCUAAAACUGGGUUUAACUAGUUGAGGGUUAUAAGUUCUUGCAGGAAGGCUAGACAACCUCUAACCUCUUCUAAUAUCUUUCUCAAAGCAAAGUCAUACCAGGUUGUCCUGGCCUCGAUGUAGUAUUCUGGUCUUAAACAUUCAGCGGCAGACUGGCUCACAGGAAAAUUGUUUCAAUGCCUGACUGUCCCUGUGAGCAUUUAUCUAGUCUGAACCUCUCUAAUUUAUGUCCGUGGUGUCUCAUUUUCCCACUGUGUAGCACUACAAAGAAUGCCUCCAUUUUGCUUGUGUAGAUUAGCUGGAAGUGUAAAGCUUGAGUACCAACCUUUGGAAGUUGAAAGAAGCGAAGCUUCAGAACAUAAGUUGAUUGCUGACUUGUUUGGGUUGUUAACUGACCUAUUUAACCUGGAACCACCGUAAUUUUCCUGUUCAGUCACUUGCAGAACAAGUCAGUGUGGACUGUAAAUCCACUUAAAGCCACUUAAUCUCCAGCAUAUUCUCUUCUAAACUUAAAACACAACUACUGGUGUGUUUCCAUGGCCUGUUGGUUUCAUGCUUCUAGUAUCAAUCAAAACAUAUGGUGAAAACUCAUAGCAAAAUGUGAUUUCAUGUUCAGUUGGCUUGAGAUCAGUAAGCUUAAUGGACCCAUGUGAUGAUAGGAAGGAUUUUCACUACUAGAAAGGUCAAUUCUUUAUCUAGUGUGUUUAAAAUUAGACUGUUCAUAACACUGAUUCCUUGAAUAUCUACCUGACUAUGGAAAUUACCAGAUGAAAUAGACUUCAGGGUGUUGGUUUUAUUUUUUUAACCAUGCAACUACUGUGCUUUUUCUUAUUCUUAGUUUUCAAACUCACAGCAGAAUGAAAAUCAGGUUGAAGCUUUGGGACUUCACCUGAAUGCAUGAAUCUUCACUGUCUUGUGACAAUGAAACCCUGUGCAGAUUAGUUUUGAAUAUCUUAAUUUCUACUUGAAAAGCUACUGCCAUUUAUACUUAAGUGAUUUCCUUCUCCUGUGUACAGCUUGCUUACUUCUGAAAUUCUAAGUGAAUAUGGAAUGACCAAGAUUGUCAAACUGUAUAGUAGUUUUGAUAUGUUAUUGACUGGAGAAACUGAGCCUGAGUGUUCAGGAAACACAAUCUACAAAGAUCAAUCAUACUGGAUAUGAAACCUGUUUUUAAUUAACCCAGAAUCUCUGGUUGGGGAAGAUUUCUGGAAGUUUAGACAAUUUAAUAUCAAGCUAGUAAGUUAGUGUGUAACAUCAUUUGUUUUAUGUGUACAGGAUAUAUUGUAGUAAAAUGAUGAUUCUUUUCAAUUUUUUUGUAUGAACAGAGGUCCUACGCUACUUUUCAUUAUCUUUUGCAGUUUGGAGUACAUCAAUCAUAAAAGGGAAAGUACUUGGUUUCUUACUCCCUGUAUUGAAGGAAUGAUUUGAGAUAAGAACUUGAGUAAAAAUCUGAGUCAGUUCUUCAGGUAAAAUGUCUUACUUGUCUUGUUUCCAUCUUAUUUAAUAAAGGCUGAAGAUAGCAUAUAGCUGUUCUGCACUGUAGAUGUGUAGUAUGUCUGUGCAGGUUAUGUAAAGUAUCCUCUAAUCAUUUAAAAAAAGUUGAUUUUGAAAAUUGGCGAAAUUAGUGGUCCUUCUGUAUGUAACUGUCUAGGUGCUACUUAAAUGCAGUGGAAGGAAAAUAAGAGCUAUUUCAAGCUCUGGAGUCCUGUUUAUUUAAAAUUUCUGUUAGUUCAGUUAGUUGUUGAGUCUUAAUAGCAUUCAGUCCCCUUAAAUUAUAUAAAUCUUUGCUUGUAUGUAGUGAUUAAUGGUUGGGAAAUAGUUCUUAUAGACUUACAGCCUGAGUAACUGUUUGAUAGAUGGUGAUGGGGGGAAAUAGUUUUAAAAGAAAUACUCAAAGUGAUAUCAUGGCAUUGAAUGCUGAAGUACAUUGCUUUUAAAUUAUUGCUCCCUUAUCUAUCUUCUAGCUUUAAUAUCUUAAUGACUUUGAUUCUAAAAUGGAGAAAUGACUGCUUCUUUCCUCCUUUACGAUACACUUUACUUGCUAUGGAAACAGUUCUCUAAAUGUGCAUACGCCUUCAUCCUUUGUAUAAUAAGUUACUGGAAAAUCUUAGAAAAAGAGGUGACAGCAUACUUCACAGGAGUGAAAAAUGUAUUAGGAAAGUGCCAGUGAUGUUAAUAAUGAUUCUGAAUUGAAAUAUGUCACUUACUUGGCAGUAUGUGAAAGGUCACUUCAGACAGAGCUCUUUGUUCUGCAGCAGAACUCUAGUUAAAGUAAGGAACAUGCUAGAUUCAGGUUUAUCUAGUGAGGAUUUGGAAGAGAUUAUAUGCAGUCCAGGCACAAUCAUUAGAAAGCUCUGUAAGAUCAGUUCUUUGUUUCCAUUUUUGUCUAAACAAACAUCCCCAAGUGGGGCGGCAGUACUCGAUAUGUUAACUAAACAUGAUAAUGAAUUUUUUAAUGCUAGCUAAAAACAUGCUCAUUCAAUGAAAAGUUACUAGCUUAGGUAUCUUAUGUUCCUUACGUAGUCUCAUAUUAAUAAAUUCUACUAGAUAUUAUCAUUUUGGUCUGUAUACACAGAAUGCUUCCUGCUCUAACCUUAAGAAAAAUUUUAUAGCCUUGGCUUGGAAGAUACACAGGUAGAGGGCCCCCAUCUCAGUACUUCUUAUUUAAUUUCAUUUUUUGACAAAGAUAUGAAAGCUGAGUGUAGUGCUUGUGCACCUUUUCAUUUGGCUUGAAUUCUAGAUGGAAUUAAAAUACGUAUUAUUCCUAGUCUUGUCACCUUUAAUUUGUAAUUCUAAAUAAUUUGAGAGUAAAAGGUAGUAGCUUCAUGUCAUGUGGUGCUUUAAUGUUAAGGGUUUCAGUCUAUUUUUUUAAUGGUUCUUGGAAACAAAACAAAGUAUUCAGUCCUUUGAUAAAACACGAACUUAAAGAAAAUAAUAAAAACUAUUUUUGAACUUAA